Molecule: messenger RNA, 667 nt
Organism: Ilyonectria robusta
Lineage: Eukaryota; Fungi; Ascomycota; Sordariomycetes; Hypocreales; Nectriaceae
Exons: 2
Coding region: 77-667 (196 amino acids)
Source: RefSeq, a predicted model, not a curated record
AUUCCACCAAGCUCGCGGCCCGUUCGCCUCUGUUGGGGUGAUUCAAAGGUUUCAGCCUAGCCGUGAGGAAGACAGAAUGAUAGGUCUGACGUGUCAUGCGAUUGCAGACCUUAUGCGGAAGCAUAUCAAUGAACAUGGGCCCGUGGAAGUCUGCAUUACUUGGGCAAGGACUCAAAUCGAUAUUCGAUGCUUGAGUUACAUUCUCAUGACUGCGGGCGCCGAAGAUCUGCUGGUUCCUGAAUGGAAAUUUAGCGAUCAGCCACUGGGAUGGUAUCAUACUAUCCGGCGUCAAAUGAAACUUGACGCAAGAGUGCUGUCCUUGCAACUCUCGAAGCUCUACGGGACCUUAUUCCCUGAGGAUUGGAGGCUGACCUUGAAUGCCCACGACGCCGGGGUUGAUGUGAUAAUGACUAUUCGAUUAGUCAAGGCAUACCUGCUGAGGGCCUUCAGCAUGCCUCUUUCUGGGAAAAUUAAUUUCCACUUCUCCUCAGCUGAUCGUGGCGCGAAGGGAUGGGAAUUGGACGUUGGGAAGUUGCUUAGCCUUCUCGAAAAGGCAACCCCUGCUAUUGCCCUAAGCAAAGCCGACGAUAACGAGAUCAGCCAAAGUGGCAUCAAUGAGCCCUUGGACGACGACGAGGAGAUUUUGGAGGAUUUCUCAGACGAUUAA